This is a messenger RNA of Yamadazyma jaroonii, 2355 nucleotides long. NCBI's taxonomy places the organism in Eukaryota, Fungi, Ascomycota, Pichiomycetes, Serinales, Debaryomycetaceae. The record is from the annotation of a GenBank genome assembly.
AUGGCAAAGUUCGAUGAUUUAUUAGAUAAUAGCAAGGAUGUCUUGAAUAACAAUGAUGGCUAUAAUAAACUGAAUGAGCCAAAAGGUAGAAUAAGAGUUAGUAAAGCAUGCGAUAGAUGUAGAACUCAAAAGAUUAAAUGUUCAGGGACUUAUCCAUGUACAACUUGUACCAAACAUAAAAGAGAAUGUAUUUAUUCAUCUAAUCAACAAGUUGCCCGAACAAAAGAAGUUGAACAAGUACCAACCAUCUUAAAUACCAAAACACCUAAAGAAUUACCCUAUGUAAUUAGGAGCGAAGACAAGUCAUAUAUAAGACAUCUUGAAAAUAGAAUCCAAUAUCUUGAAAGCAGAUUGAGUGCUGAAGGAGAAAAAGUUGCUAGUUUUGCUUCGAAUGGUGAAACUGAAGAUGAAACCACCGAAAGAUUUGUCAGCCUUACUAGUAAAUGGAGAUAUUCCAAUAGAAAUCAAAUUUUAUUGAUUUCAGAAUUAUGUUAUAAUACUUAUAGUUAUUUGAAUGAUGAAAACAAAACAUUGGUUGAUUUACCAAGAUCCCAAUAUUUUGGUUGGAAUAUGAGUGGUACACAUUAUUUAAGUCCUGAAGCUUUACCUUCUUUACCUGAAGUAAAUUUAGAUCACGAUAUUUCAUUCUAUGUUGACUAUUUCUUCAAAGAGAUUAAUCCCUUAUUUGCAAUUGUUCAUGAACCCGUUUUCAGAUUACAAGUUGAGAGUUAUUUGGCAUUGACCAACAAUAAUGAAAUAGAUGAUACUAAUGAAACCAAAUUAUUUGAAGCCAUGUUAUAUUUGAUAGUUGUGAUUGUUAUCAGAUUCACAGAAUUCCAGAAGAAAAAAGACCUCAAAAUGGAAAACUUAGACAUUGAAGAGAUCCUCUUCAAACAUUGUCAUAGAAUAGUCAAAAUUUUAAGUUUCGAGUGGGAAAGUUUCGAAUUAAUCCAAUGUUGGUUACUUAUGACUCUUUAUUUAAGGGUAACUCACCGUCAAACUUCUUUUUUCCAAUCCAUGGGUUAUGCUAUAUCAAUGACAAAGUCAAUGGGUUUAAGUAGAAGAAGUGUCAGCCAUAGAAUACCAGGAACUGCAUAUGAAGGUUUGAAAGCCAAAAGAAUUUUCUGGUCAGUGUUCGUAUUCGAAAGAUUAUUCGGUUUACAAAGUGGUAGAUAUGGAUUAUUAUCCGUGGAUGAAAUCGAAUUAGAUUUCCCCAGUUAUGAUUUCAAAGUGGAAAAUCAAAAAGAUAAUUGGAUUACUUUACCAUCGUUAGCUUUGAUUCAAAUAGCUAAAUUAUCAUCAGUUGUUCAUUCUGCCAGUAGAGAAAAAUUAGAUCUCUUGAAAUAUCAACAAAUUAAUAAAGAAAUCGUUUUCUUGAAUAAUUGGUUGAAUGAUAAUGGUUUCAAUAAUAAUGAAAUUUUUAAUAACCCCAAUGAAACCAUUUCUUCUUUGGUGAAAUCUCAAGUAAAACUUCAUUACUAUGAUUUGAUUUUAAGUAUUCAUGGGAAGAUUCUUUUCAAUUUUGUAGGGAGAAGAAUUGCUACCCAAGGUUUGAAAAUCGAAAUGGUGCUAGACAGUUGUAUCAAUAUUGUUGAAAUCUAUCUUAAAAUUAGUAAAGCGGGCUUAUUAUACACACCGUGGUAUUUUGGGUUGUUAUUAUUGUUCAAUGUGGGUGUCAACUUUUUAAUCUUAAUCAAUGCUGGACUUUUCUUACCCACAGCCAGGGAUUAUUACUCGAGGACAAUAAAUUUAAUUACAAUUUUGAAGAAAGCAAAUGUUAAAUCCGAAGAUAACAAAAUCAUUGUGAAAAACAGAUUUAAAAUGGUAGAAGAAUGUUUAUGGGCUUUGAAAAAUGCUAGUAAAAUGUUGACUUUACGAUUUAAACAAGAUUUGGAUGUUUUGAAUUCCAUAGGUAUUGAUCCAGGAUCCAAUGAAGUUAACAAGCAAACUUUUACUCAAUAUGGAUUAGCUAAUGAUGUAGCUAGAGGUGAAGUCCAAGAAUUCACUGAAUUAAUUAGAACCGGUAAAAGGAGAAGACUCGAUAGUCAUGAUUCCGUUCAAGGUAAGACCAUCAACAAACAUUCCAGAGAUGAUUCAUUAUCCUAUCAAUAUGAAGAUGGUCCAGCUACUAGUAAUACUGAUAAUUCGGGUGGUGGUUCAAUAGAAAUUGAAAGAAUGGAGAAAGAAAGAAAUGAUAAAAAAAUUUAUGGUAAUUUAACUUGGUUCGACCAAUGGUUAGAUUUCAAUCUUGAUAGCGAGCUUUUGAUGAACAAUAUCUCUUCCGACAGAGAGUUAAUGAAUGGAUCAUUAAGUAAUUCUAAUGAAGAAGCUGAUGAUCAAUAUAAUUUUCAAUAA